Molecule: messenger RNA, 1518 nt
Organism: Paramecium tetraurelia
Lineage: Eukaryota; Ciliophora; Oligohymenophorea; Peniculida; Parameciidae
Exons: 3
Biological process (GO): axonemal dynein complex assembly; cilium-dependent cell motility; regulation of cilium movement
Cellular component (GO): axonemal dynein complex; axoneme
Source: RefSeq, a predicted model, not a curated record
AUGGCAUUAUUGGGUAAAACAUUAAAAGGACGAACAACCAAGCCUGGAGGAACUGAGUAGAAGAGAAAUAUCAAAAUAAGACAGAUAACUCGGUCUUAACAGGAAUUUGAGGAGAGCCAAAAGUAGGCCCAAUUUAAAAAAGAGUAACUGCGAAGUAAAAUUAGAGAGGAGCAAAAGAUUGUUAAUUUCAAUACAAAGAAACUAAUGGCUUAUUGGAGAAGGACAAUGAGAGCUGUCAAAACAGAACAAUUGAAACAAGAUAUUGAAUUAUACUCCUAAAACAAUAAAAGAGAAUUAGAUUCAAAAGAAGCUUUCAUUCAAAUGCUUGAUAAGAAUCUAGAUGAAGCAGAAGAUCAAUUUCAAAUUGCUUUAAGGAACCACCUUAUUCAUUUGGAGAACUUCCAUUUAUUACAGGAAAGCAGGAAUAGAGCAUUGUCGGAGGAAUUUGAAAGAGAUAUCAAAAUACUUCAAGAGGAAUUUUAAAUUGAAUUUGAUGAUAUGACUAAGACUCAUAAAUAGCAAGUUAAAGAGUUGGAAGACAUGAUUAAAACAGUCGAGGAGGAAGAGAAGAGAAAGGCAGAGUUGGCUAAGAAUUAACAUUAAACUAAUAGAGAGGAGACUAAGAAUAAGGAUGUAGAAGACACUAGUUAGAUGAAAUAAUAAUUAGAAGAUAAACAAACUAAAUUUUAUAAUGAUUUAGAGUAGAUGCAUUAAAAAUAUCAAUCUGAUACUGCAAAGAAAACAGAAGAUCAUACUAAAUAUUAUGAUGCCAAUAAAGAUAUGUCAAAAAAGAUAGAGAGAUUGGUUAGAUCUAUUGCCAGCAAAAAAGCAAAGAUUGAUCUAACCAAAUAUAAAAUCUUAUAACAUACUAAAGAAUGUAAUGCUAGGAAUUAGGCUCUGAAAAAGGAAAAAGAAAACAUAGCCAAGAAUUACUAAGAUUUAAAAUUGAAAAUGAAUAAAUUUAGAGAGGAAUAGUAAAGAUUAUUGAAAGAAUUAGUAAAUAAUAGUCGAAAUGCUGUUUUGAAAUUAACAGAAUAUAAAGAAUUAGGUGAAAAGAUCCUAAAAACAGCCGAACUUUGUAGGAGAUUGGAAACUGAAAGAGAGAAAGUCAUGCCAUUUUAUGAGGAUACUGUUGAUAUGGAUCAAAUCCCAGAGAAUUUAAAAAAUGACUUUGAAGCCAUAGAAAAGGAAUAAUAUGAAGAAUUUGCUUAUCUAAAUAAUUUCUAUAAGAGAUACAAUAAGGUUUUGUUGGAUAUCUUAGCUAUUCAGAAACAAAAGGAGGCCUUGCAGAAUGAGAGCAAUUAACUAUAAUCAUUACUAAAAUAAUACUUGGAUGGCUUAUCAUGUAACGAUGAUGUGCUAUCUAAUCCUAAUCCAUUAUUUGUUAAGAAUUUUAACAUUGACUUAGGUGAAAAGCAAGUAACUGGAGAUUUGUAGCAAACAAUAAUAGAAGGUGUGUUUAAUGUAAGAAGCACUUAGAUGCAAUUAUAAGGAUAAAGAGUUGGACCAUUUUAAUGA